Molecule: messenger RNA, 4974 nt
Organism: Etheostoma cragini (Arkansas darter)
Lineage: Eukaryota; Metazoa; Chordata; Actinopteri; Perciformes; Percidae
Gene: erbin
Product: erbb2 interacting protein
Exons: 27
Coding region: 728-4957 (1409 amino acids)
Biological process (GO): neurotransmitter receptor transport, endosome to postsynaptic membrane; neurotransmitter receptor transport postsynaptic membrane to endosome
Cellular component (GO): postsynaptic density; adherens junction; postsynaptic membrane
Molecular function (GO): protein binding
Source: RefSeq, a predicted model, not a curated record
CAUCAUUGGGACUCGGUGUAGCUGGGAAGGCGACUUCUGGUGGACAGCCUACUCCUACAUGUAGACAGAGAGGUCGCAGAGAAGAAACUCGUCGCUUCACGUUGUUCUCAGACUCAAUGUAGCUUCACUUGACAAUGUCAACGUUUCAUCGUUAAAAGAAAGGGAAAUUAUGACUGCAAACAUAUGGGUGCGGCAUACUAUAAAUGAAAAGGUUUCGCUCUGCCGGAGGUCGUACGUAUUUUUGCCUUUUGUAUUUCCUUGCUGAAUGUCGUGGACAUUUUGGAUUUUUUUAAUGCUCUGUGUCAUUAAGUCUUACCGAUUAAGGAACAUUUGUUUCUCCUGUAUUCACGUUUCGCUUAGUUAAUUCGAGGUAGGUAAAUACUUUAGAGUGUAAAAACAACUGGAGACGACAUCGUUAAACAACUUGAGCACAGCUUGCUGAGGAGAAUGUGCGUACUGGGCCAGCUUCGAGUUGCUCUUUAAGGGGCCAACGUUAGCUAGCUGCUAACACUAGCACACCCCUAUUAAACUACCGUCAAGCAAAGCUGUAAGACUGGUGCCCACGUCUCGACUCAAUUCUUUGGACAUUAGCAUCCUGCCCAUAACCUGGACAUCAUCAAAUGAGACGGUGACUCGAGAGUAAUCCAGACACUGUAAACAAAUUGUUGGUGUUGGUGACAUCCACUGGGAUCCAGGUGCUUGAGUCCUAAAUGACAAGUGCCUGAGGAUGUCCAAGCGGAGCUUGUUUGUUCGCCUGGUGCCGUGCCGCUGCUUGCGGGGUGAGGAGGAGGCAGUAACAUCGCUGGACUACUCCCACUGCAGCCUGGAGACUGUUCCUAAGGAGAUCUUUAGCUUUGAGAAGACCCUGCAGGAACUUUAUCUCGAUGCCAACCAGAUCGAGGAGCUGCCUAAACAACUGUUUAACUGCCAGUUACUCCACCGACUGAGCAUGCCAGAUAAUGACCUAACAGUGUUGCCAACAGCGAUCGCAAACCUCAUCAAUCUCAGGGAGCUCGAUGUCAGCAAAAACAGUAUCCAGGAGUUUCCGGAAAACAUCAAGAAUUGCAAAGUCCUAGCUAUUGUAGAAGCCAGUGUGAAUCCCAUAUCCAAGCUCCCGGAUGGUUUUACCCAGCUCCUAAGUCUGACGCAGCUCUACCUGAAUGAUGCCUUCCUGGAGUUCUUACCAGCCAGCUUCGGCAGGUUAACUAAACUACAGAUCUUGGAGCUGAGGGAAAACCAGUUAAAGAUGUUGCCAAAAAGCAUGCAGAAGCUCACACAGUUGGAGAGGUUGGACCUGGGGAGUAAUGAGUUCACUGAAGUGCCUGAGGUGUUGGAGCAGCUGACUGGAGUCAAGGAGCUAUGGCUAGAUGGGAACAGACUGACGUUUUUACCUGGGAUGCUUGGGACGCUAAAACAGCUGGUAUACCUGGAUGUGUCCAAAAACAAUCUGGAGAUGGUAGAUGAGCAAAUCUGUGGCUGUGAGAGUCUGCAGGACCUUCUGCUCUCCAACAAUGCCCUCACACAGCUGCCAGGCUCCAUCGGCUCACUAAAGAAACUUACUGCACUGAAAGUGGAUGAGAACCAGUUGAUAUAUUUGCCAGACUCAGUUGGAGGACUGACAUCUCUGGAUGAGCUGGACUGUAGUUUUAAUGAGAUUGAAGCCUUGCCCUCUUCCAUUGGUCAGUGUGUCAGCAUCCGCACCUUUGCUGCAGAUCACAACUUCCUUACCGUGCUCCCCCCCGAGAUGGGCAAAUGGAAGAACGCAACUGUGCUGUUCCUACAUUCCAACAAACUGGAGUCUUUGCCUGAGGAAAUGGGUGACAUGCAGAAACUUAAGGUUAUCAAUCUUAGCAACAACAAGUUAAGGAGUCUGCCCUAUAGUUUCACUAAACUGAACCAGAUGACUGCAAUGUGGCUGUCUGAAAAUCAGUCAAAGCCCCUGAUACCUCUCCAGAAGGAGGAGGAUCCAGAGACACACAAAAUUAUGCUGACCAACUACAUGUUUCCCCAGCAAACCAGGACUGAGGACUACAUUCCCAAUUCUGACUCUGAGAGCUUUAAUCCCACUCUCUGGGAGGAGCAGCGCAAGCAUCGAGCUCAGGUGGCCUUUGAGUGUGACGAGGACAAGGACGAGAGAGAAACACCCCCAAGGGAAGGAAACCUGAAGCGCUACCCUACACCAUACCCAGACGAGUUGAAGAACAUGGUGAAGACAGCCCAGUCUGUGGCUCACAGGUUGAAGGAGGACGAGUCAAGUGACGAGUCGGGGAAAGAUGCAAAACCAAAUGAGAGGAACCACAUUGGAGUGCAGGACGUGGGAGUUAAGGUGAUUGAGCCUCCCUAUCCUAAUGGUACAGCAUCAGACAUGGACUCCCAAGUAUCUACCGACACAUUUUCCCAUAACCCAUCUGCAACAGAAACAAAAGACACUUCAGACUCUUACAGCUCUCAGACAGUACCAGUCAAAUCAUCAGGGGGCUCAAUGAUGAACCAUGAAGACACCCUGGAGGAUUCUGAGGAGCUGUCUGACGAAGAGGAGAUGAAAAUGGCAGAGAUGAGACCCCCUCUUAUUGAGAUCUCUAUCAACCAGCCUAAAGUGGUGACUUUAAGUAAGGACAAAAAAGAUGAUGCCGACUCAUUGCUGGAUGAAACAGUUGCCAACAGCAACCAAAACAACAGUAACUGUUCGUCGCCAUCACGCAUGUCUGACUCAGUAUCUCUGACUACAGACAGCAGUCAGGACAAUUCUCUGUGCACCCCUGAGAGGGAAGCAAAGAUGCCCUUCCUACCAAAAAGCCGGCGAGAGGAUGAGAAUAUGAACCCGCCUAAGGAUACCCUCCCUCUCCUCCAUAAUGGAAAUGGCUCUGAAACAUCCCUUCCGGCCCUUUUGAAAACCCAGCAGACUCCGCCAGAGAAAAUGGGUGACUACGACCUGUCCAUGGAAGCCAGACUGGCCUUCAUUGAGAAGGGAUUUAACAAUGGCAUGGGCGAAACCUACACCAAGUGGGACCAGAUCAAUAUGAACGUGUCCAAGUUGCCAACCGACAACAUGGUUCAGCUGGAUGAGGGGAACACAACCAAGAAUGGUUCAGUAACCCAGGAGGACUUGGACAGCAAGCAGGGUUUUAGCAAUGACAACAUGGAGCAUUUUCUGAAUGGAAACCAGCAGGUCAGUGACUGCAUCAAUAGUCUUGGGAACAAAACCCAAGCAACGAGAGUAGAGACAUCUGCUGUGCAUGUGGCCUCGACAGGCGUAACAGCCAGCAGUGACAUGUCUCUGUCUCGCAGCACAGAGGAACUGUCUCCAGACAAAAGGUGCCAUCCCCCACAGGUGGUGAAGUCUCAAAGUAUCAGCAACAUAGAAACAGGAGGCUUGAAGCUGUACUCUUUUGAUGGGGAUGAUGACUCCUUUGACUCAACAGGAAUGAGGAUUGCAGGAGCCGGGCCAGGAGCUCAGGGCCAAAGCAUAGUCCGGAGCAAGUCAGCCAGUCAGUUACUCAAUGACCAGACUCUCCAGAUCUACCCUGGCUCCUCUGCAUCUUCUUCAGACCUGCUCUCCUCCUCUAAACCACCUAGCACCAGCAGGUAUGCAGUCUCCUCCAGCAUGGCCAUGGGCAUCCCUCCUCCUCAGUAUAACAUACAGUACACGAGCAGUGCCAUGCCUAAAGAGGGCCUCUGGUCCCAGAGGACGCCCAUUCCCCCCGAGCACCAAGGUUACCUUCCUCCUCCUCCACACUCACUUGCCAACACAAACUACUCCAACCGUAAUCAAGCACCUCCUUACCCUCUACAACCCCAGCAGCGGGGGCCUCCCAUGGCUCCUAAAUCCCCUGGGGACAUGUGGACUAAGGAGAGACUUCAUUCGACGGGAGGCCAGGCUAGAAGCAGCACUCUGCAGAGGCAAAGCAGUACCACCUCCACAGCCUCCAUGGGUGACCCGAGGCGUAUACAGGUGCCUGACGGGGAAUACAUGACAUACAGGGACAUUCACACCCUCGCCAGGGGGCCGCUGGCAAUGAGCCAGGCCAUGCAGAGGCCCCUCUCAGCUCGCACUUACAGCAUUGAUGUACCCGGCGCAUCCAGGUCUCUCGGAGCUAGGCCGCAGCCACAUGAGCUUCCAGAGAGGACCAUGUCUGUCAGCGAUUUCAACUACCAGCAAAGCAGCCCCAGCAAAAGGCACAACACCAGGGUGAAGUCUGAGCACUCGCUGCUGGAUGGGCCUGGGCAGGUGUCAGGAGGAGUUGGAGCAGGAAGGGUGCCAGUUGACUGGAGAGACCAAGUGAUGCGGCACAUUGAGGCCAAGAAAAUGGAAAAGAAUGCGCUGUCUCGCUCCUAUAAUUCCAAUAACGCUCCGCUGAGCUGGUCUCACUACGGCAGCUGUAGGGAUAUGCAUGCCAGCCAAGGUUCCCUGGUCUUUAGUGCCAGGGUCGGACAGCCCUACGGAGCUCUGGGCUUCUGUGAUGAUGUGUUUCCCCAAGGGCAGCAGAGCUACACCAUGGACCCCCACAGAAAAGUGCCUUUGAUGAACGGUCAGAUGGGCCCUUCUGUUCGUGCUCAGGUGAGCCAGGCGCCCAUGGCCCGACACCCUUCCAGAGAGCAGCUCAUUGAUUACCUGAUGCUCAAAGUCUCCCAUCCACCCCAGGGGCCCCCACGCAUCCCGCAAGACACACAGCAGCAAGAGAUCCGUCUGAAAGUAGAGAAGAAUCCCGAGCUGGGUUUCAGUAUAUCAGGAGGAGUGGGAGGCCGGGGAAAUCCCUUUCGUCCAGAUGACAAUGGUAUAUUUGUGACAAGGGUUCAACCUGACGGACCGGCAUCCAUGAUUCUUCAGCCUGGCGAUAAAAUCAUUCAGGCAAAUGGCUAUAGCUUUGUGAAUAUAGAUCAUGGGUAUGCAGUGUCCCUCCUGAAGACGUUUCUGAACACUGUGGAUUUGACUAUCAUCAGAGAAGCGCAAGCAUAGACUCAACUAAGACCUCU